CUUCAGUCAGGAUGGGGCAUAACAAACAUGGCGUGGAAAGGAUGUGUUGUCAAGUGGGCUAAAGCUGAGUUUAUUAAACGCACAGAUAGUAUUUCACGAAGCUCAAGAAUUAACUACUACAACCAACAGAGGUGUGGUUUCUGCCAAGAAGCUAAAAAGCCAAAAACCAGGAAAGGAAAUGUCACCCAACAAACUAAACCCUCUCCUCCUGGGGCUGGCACAACAGAUCCCCCACCUCCUCCAAUACUCAGAAGACCAACACUUUUUAGACCGCUAAUGUUCACAGUUGGGUUUACAGGCUGCUCCUUUGGCGCAGCAGCCAUUCUGCAGUACGAGACCCUAAAAUCAAGAGUCCGGACUGCAAAGGAUGGAGAGGAGCUGGAGAAACUCGUGCUGGGCUCCCAGGACAUGGCAUACUGGCACGACUGGUGGAACCAACUGUCCGGCUUCCAGAGACAACUCAUCCUUCUGGUGUCCAAAGUGGACGACUUCUGGAACAGUCUCACUGAGGGACAAAGGACAGCCACUGGCAUUAUCGCUAUAAAUGCUGCAAUUCUGUGCUGCUGGCGGAUCCCGUCCAUGCAAAGAACUAUGGUCAAGUACUUCACGUCCAACCCAGCCUCCAAAACACGAUGUCUUCCUAUGAUUCUGUCUUGCUUCAGUCACUACUCCAUUUUCCACAUGUUGGCCAACAUGUACGUCCUAUGGAUGUUCUCCUCUGGAAUUGUUUCUCUCCUAGGGAGAGAGCAGUUUCUUGCAGUCUACCUUUCUGCUGUCGGGUGCUGUCAUGGCAGUACUCGCUGCAGUCUGCACAAAGGCGCCAGAGGCCGAAUUUGGCAUAAUCUUCCUUCCAAUGGUCACUUUCUCAGCAGGGAAUGCUCUCAAAGCACUGGUUGCUAUAGAUACAGCAGGGCUCAUGUUGGGAUGGCGAUUCUUUGAUCACGCUGCUCACCUCGGUGGGGCGCUCUUUGGAAUAUGGUAUGUGACGUAUGGUCACAAGCUAAUAUGGACAAAGAGGGAGCCUCUUGUGAAGCUGUGGCAUGAUGCACGUUCAUCCGGCUCCAGAGGAUCUGGGUCAGAUAGUGGAGGACCUGGGCAUCAGUAAAAUCCCUGGAAACAUCUAAAGGAGGAGACAGUGUUUAACUUAAUUUUUAGGAUUUACAAAGACCUUUUAUUCAUUGUUUUUGAGUGGGAUGUUAUAUUUCAAUAAUAAACAGUUUUUAAUCCAAAGUUA
Molecule: messenger RNA, 1234 nt
Organism: Austrofundulus limnaeus
Lineage: Eukaryota; Metazoa; Chordata; Actinopteri; Cyprinodontiformes; Rivulidae
Gene: parla
Product: presenilin associated, rhomboid-like a
Cellular component (GO): membrane
Molecular function (GO): serine-type endopeptidase activity
Source: RefSeq, a predicted model, not a curated record